Amoebophrya sp. A25 is the source of this 2310-nucleotide messenger RNA. The record is from the annotation of a GenBank genome assembly. NCBI's taxonomy places the organism in Eukaryota, Dinophyceae, Syndiniales, Amoebophryaceae.
GUCGAUCUCGAAACCUAUAGAUUUCGGGUUGUACCUUCUUCUUCACCCGCUUCAAUUCGUUUCAGUUUACCCUUCUUGUCGUUUCAUUUCGUAGCUUCGUUCCGGUUUCUUCCAUAUUAGUAGGGGCUUAUCAUGUCUGCUUUUAUGCCGUCAUUCAAGUUAGUAGAGGACGAGCUAUUCCAGCUACAUUUCAGUUCUUUUGAAUUCCGUGUCGUUUUUUGUUUGUGUUUUCUUGGAAUAUCACUAAGGAGAAGAUAAAUCCUCCGUGAGAAACUUUACAUCAGCAUCAAGCAUCCCAGUUUCAGCGACUGAGUCCACGAAUAACCGCUUGAAGGGGAUCAGCACUGGGUUGGAUUGCAGCCCCUUCGUGCUAGACGGCGCCGUGCAACUCGAGCGAUCUGCAGGUGCAUGCGCCUGAUUAGCAGCUGAACUGCACGAAGAGAAGAAGCAGCGGUAAUCACUGAAGGAGUGUCUGUUUUCUUAGUGGAACUACGGCAUUUUCGAGAGCAAGGCUCAGCGAGCUUGAGGGGAGAACUGUGUGAACGAGCACGACCAGAAGAUCUUUGCUCCGACGAAGCGCAGAGACCGCGAUCCAUCAAGCGAAGUCAAGUCCACCUGAGUACUAGAAAACGGGAGGACGAUACUGCAUAGUGCUUGGGCAUCAUCACGAUGGCUGUGGUCGCUGAUGUAUCGGACGGCGGGUCUCCGCGUAGCAGUGACAGUCCUGGGUCUCCAGCGAAUGCCAAAUCGUGCCAGGUGACCUCUUCCUACCGAUUUUUGCGUGCGGUGGACGAUGAAACUCUGCGUCUGUGCUACUUCGCGACUUCAGUGGAAAUUGGGUGGGGCGAGGCUGCGUUCUGCGCAAUCCUGGACAAAUUUCGUUACGUCCUGGGCGUCCAGUCAGCCACGGACCUUCGUAACAUUCUCGGCAAUCGAGAACUCACAAAUCGCACGCUGAGAAAGGUACCGGUGUAGCAAUCGUUGGAGAUAUUGUUGUAGCUCGGAUCUGAUAGUAAAAGGAGGUGAUGUCCUGGUCAAAUGCGUUGCAAUUCGUGAUUUCUUCUGAACCAAGUGUUAGUGUAGUCAGAGUAGUCAAUAACUGUAUCUCUCCUUCUCGUUCUCACCCAGGCUGGGCGACGGGGUCUGAAAAACCGAACCUUUGCCAUUAUGGAGCGGCAUUUGGGCAGAAGUAUACCAGUUCAAGUGAAAAAUAAAGAGCGGAAGAACGCCUUAGAGAUUGCUUUAGAGAAAACAGCGGUUUUCACGCCGGUACCUCCAAAUCCAGCAGCGCAUCCGCCUCUAUACUCGCGGCCGGACGUACUCAUAGUUUUGAUACAGGGGCUUAAGUGAAGUUUUCGUGGUGAGUUCGUCCCACGGACUAUGUUUUUACUUUUCAUUGAUGAGAUGUGUCGUUGCCUUAGAUGUGACUUUGCUUACCUUCUCCAUCGAUGGAUUUCAGGUUUUGGAUAAACCAUUGUCCUUCGCCGGGACGCGCUUAGUGAACGAAUGCACUAGUGAGCUUGUCAGCGCGCAUAUGGAGAGUCGGGAAAUAUAUCGGUACCUUGCGAAAGUCACAGUGCCGCCAUUACCGAGUCCGAGGGGUACAUUCUUGUACUGAAUGAAAUCUUGAGCAAAAUCUAAGAAAGUCCUUUACAUUAUAUUUUGAUUCGAAGGAGGUUACUCUUUUUUCAGUUACUUACUUCGACUGGUGUUAGCUCUACCCCUGAAAUUUAUAUGGUUUGCCUGGUUGCUAGAUUACCCCUGAAUCACAAUUGUUGACGACCUGACAUCAGAUGUGACGAUGUACACGAGCGAAAUGAGCUACCUUGCAGCCGUGAAGAAAGAGGCUGAGUCGACCGUUGCGAACCAAGAAAAACUGGAGAUCGAAAGGCGGAAGCGGAUGCGAGAAGAGGCUGAGGAACGCAAAAAGCGGAAGGCAGAGGCCCUUCGUAAUCCUAAGAAGAAGCUGUCUCUGGUACUCAGUGCAAACGAGGAGGGCGACGAGGGGGUACGACAUGUAUACCACAUAGAACUUGAUGUGCAUUUUCCUUAUUGUUAUUUGUUCCUUCAUAGGUGGGCUUGGUUGCUAGAAGCAGAGUUGUACACCAUAGAAGAUCAUGAAGAUUAUGUUGAAAAUCAAAAAAUCAGUAUCUAAAUCUAUGCAGUCUUCUAUUGUAGUAUCCCUCAAAUUCUUGACCUCAGAUGGGCGAGGAUGGUGCUGAGAAAAAAGAAGCAGAGCAGGAGACCGCAGAGGGUGAAGGGCAAGCUGCUGAGGGCGAAGCUCCGCCAGCCGAGGCGCCUGCUGCAUAA